UGGACUGGCACAUCGCUAGGAUUACAAAAACACGCUGCCGGCAUUUAUUUUGAUAUUACGAAAUCAGUUUUUUGGCGUAAAUCUACAUUUUAAUUAGCAAAAUGAUCCAGGCACAGCGUCAACGCAUCGAGUCCGCCGUAACGGAGGCCAUCGAAGACAUGGACAAGACGUACCUGCGCAGAAUGCAGAAUGAGAUGCAUCUGUGCGCCGCCAAGUGCUGUCAGGAUGGAACCUCCUCUGCGGAUAGCGUCCAGAGGUGCAUCGAUCGCUGUUCCACGCCCAUGACACGAGCUCAAAAUUAUGUCCAGCACGAACUGGGAGAGUUUCAGGGAAGACUGCAACGUUGCGUCAUGCAAUGUAACGACGAUGUAAAGGUGAAGAUGCCACCCAAUCCCAACGAGGACCAAAUAGCCAAAUACACCGAUCAAUUCGAGCGCUGUGCCGUCCAGUGCGUAGACAAGCACGUGGGCCUCAUACCCGGCAUGAUGAAGACAAUGAAGGCUGUGCUUUCAAAAGGACCCGAGAGCAUUCCCCAAGUCUAGCUGCAUUUCUAUUAACCUAUAAAGCAGAGCUCGCAGGGAUCCUGUAUCACUUAAAGUCAGUAAAGUUGCGGUUCCAGCUCGCGGACUCUAUGGAAAGAAAAAAAUCAAGAAAACGGAACUAGAGCCGUAUUAGCUCUGCAGGACAUAACACAUACCUUAGAAGUGUAUUAAGCUAAAGUCUGAGUUCGGCAAAGCUACUGGAAAGUAGACUAUUGUAAGUUGCUUGGGAGUGCAUUCAAAUGAUCAAAAGGAUUGAGCCCAUUUUAAGAGCUCUGCUAUUAAGUUGUUGAAACUCGUUUACCAUAAUUACCGUGCAAAUAUAUAGUGUUACUAGCUCUGGAGCUAUUUUACACCUUUUCUAGCUUUACAACUUCCUGGAGUCAUGUUUCCAUCACAUUUUAAAAUACAAAAUUCAACUGAAAAGCUGUCAAAGCCA
Molecule: messenger RNA, 978 nt
Organism: Drosophila serrata
Lineage: Eukaryota; Metazoa; Arthropoda; Insecta; Diptera; Drosophilidae
Product: TIM double twin CX3C motif protein
Cellular component (GO): cytoplasm
Source: RefSeq, a predicted model, not a curated record